AUGGGAGUUGAAGUCCCAAUGAUGGUAAAGUCUAAGGAGUCUGUUACUAUUGGGUAUACGAGGAAUGUUAUUACUGUUCUAGUUAUAGGGUUGAUUGCUGGGUUAGGUUUCCCCUUGUUUUUAUACACUACAAGGAUAUACCGAGCUGAUUUACCAGUUGAGGAAAUAUACAAUUAUGAUAUGAAUGAAAUUGAUUUCAAGGUUCCCAUAUUGGUGGAUUAUGAGGUUGACGAGGAAUAUUUGCGCUCACUGUUUACUAGAAGGUAUCCAGAGAUAAAGUUUUGGUCAUUGACUUUCCCCGAGAAGGUAAAGGGUGUUGGAACUGAAACUGAAGCUGAAGCUGGUGCUGAAACUGAAGCUGAAGCUGGUGCUGAAACUGAAGCUGAUGCUGGUACCGCAGCUGGUGCUGCAGCUGGCGCUGCAUCAGCUGCUGCUCCUGGUUACACUCUACACAUCCACAACGAUACAAGCGACAAAUUUACAGUUUGUGGGAAAACAAUCGAUAUAUAUACAAGAUCCAGUAAUGUUGACUCCUAUAUCCUGGAGGUGCUAUUUGAUAAUAUUUUCAAAUCCGAAUUGGAUACUUUGGCUUCAAUAUACAAGGACGAACCGAUUAAUGGUGUUGCUAUACCCUAUAGUGAAACAUAUAAUUUAGUAUUUUCCUUAUUUGUUGCCAAUGGUAAGCAAAUAAACUGGGAAAUCCAAAAAAGCCUAAAUGAACAUUUCCAACCAGUCUUGGAUAUCUUGGCUGAUAUAACAGAGUUCAGAAUCUCAACACAAGUGCAGUAUUACUCACAAUUAUCAUCUACAACUUUGCAAAAAAACAAAACCAUAACUCAAGACGAAUUAAAGACUUUUAUCAAUUUCGAAGAUUGGAAUUUGGUCAAUUUGGAUAUUCAUCCAACUAUAAAUUUUUUGUGCUACAUCCCUAAUGAACCACUUUACAUUGAAAACUCCGAAUCUAACUCAUUCUUGAUUUCCCAGUGGGGUGGGGUGAAAAUCCUCAACCGAAUACCAAUGAUGGCAAAGUCAACACUAGGUGAAAAAGAUCUUUUUCAAAUAUUGAACAUAUUUGCAAACCAGCUACUUCAAUUAAUCGGUAUCCCCCAUCCUUCUAGUUCUUCCUCCUCCUCUUCCUCCCUUGAAAUUCAACUAGAUUCAUUAAAAAGAAUACUAAUCUACAAAAACAUAAAAUCCUCACUAUCGAAUUUGAUCUCACUAGUUAAAUUAUCAAACUCAUUAAAUGACAUAACUGUACCUAAGGAAACUCGUGACCAAGUGAUCAAAGCCCUAAACUAUAUGAAUAUUGCUAAAUUAGAAAAAUCGGUGAAAAUAUCAGCAAUGGCAAUGGACAAUUCAAAUAAAGCCUUUUUUGAAAAAAAAAUGGUCCAACAAGCUUAUUUCCCAAGUGAACAUAAACUAGCUGUUUUUUUACCAUUAUUAGGUCCGAUUGGAUCCAUUGUUGUAUUUAGCCUACUUAGAUUAGUAAAAGGAUAA
This is a messenger RNA of Lodderomyces oxycetoniae, 1497 nucleotides long. RefSeq lists its product as uncharacterized. The coding region runs from base 1 to 1497 and encodes 498 amino acids. Gene Ontology annotation, biological process: attachment of GPI anchor to protein. The record is from RefSeq and is a predicted model, not a curated record. Lineage: Eukaryota; Fungi; Ascomycota; Pichiomycetes; Serinales; Debaryomycetaceae. The transcript has a single exon. Gene Ontology annotation, cellular component: GPI-anchor transamidase complex.